This is a messenger RNA of Zymoseptoria tritici IPO323, 1956 nucleotides long. RefSeq lists its product as uncharacterized. The transcript has a single exon. Lineage: Eukaryota; Fungi; Ascomycota; Dothideomycetes; Mycosphaerellales; Mycosphaerellaceae. The record is from RefSeq and is a predicted model, not a curated record. Gene Ontology annotation, molecular function: protein binding. The coding region runs from base 1 to 1788 and encodes 595 amino acids.
AUGGCGUGUCGCCCCGAAAGAUCCGCCCGGACCGGCGUCUCUGGCGCUCUCCUCUCCGGUCGCCCCGUCGGCCAACUUCUCCCAUCACAGCCACCACUACUGAAGCUCCCCACCGAGCUUAUCGAACGCAUUGCCGAAGUCACCUCUCCGUCCGACCUGCUGUCCCUGCGGCUGGUUUCCCGCAAGAUCCAGAAGGAUGUUUUCCAAUGCUUCACCCGAAAAUGCAUUUCGGAGCGAUCGUGCUCGGUCCUGGAUCUCAACGGCCUACGCAAGCUCCAAUGCAUCGUCUUCGACCAUCACCUCUCGCGCUACGUUCGCUCACUCACUCUGCAUAUGCCAACAAGAUUCACUACCACUAUGCAAGGCACUGAUAGGAAGGAGUAUGCUCCCGACAUGAGGGAAGCGCUUCAAGAGGGCCCUGUCCAUCAGCUUCAGAUCGUUACUAUCCUGAGACAGCUCAAUAUGAUCGGACGUUGUUGGCUGUCUUUGAAUCUCACGAGCCGGAGACAGAUGUUGCAGCUGCCCUACAUUGUGGGAUCUGCCGGCGAUUGCACUUCCGACAAGAUGUCAACAUGGGAGCUGUGCUCGGCAUACCCUUUCGUGCAACCACCAUCGGUGCUAAUACCGUUCACACGAUUCGUUGGAAAUGAACCCAUUUCGGCAGGACUGGCUGGCGCAUCGAUGGCGUACUCCUCUGCCUAUCACGACUUUCUCGAAGCCGUAGUGAAUGGAGCAAGACACUGUAUCCACGACAUCAAAAUCGACGACCUGCGGACCAUCGACGUGCGGUUGUUAUUAUUGAACUUCGGCGGGACAGGCGAAGACAGCCCAGUCCAGUCAUUCGCCAGCCUCCAGACACUACAUCUCGUAUUGACCACUCUGGCCGAUGACUGGCAGGAUUCUACUCUGUCAGUUCCCCGGGCCUCGAGAUCGGCACUCUGGAAUUCCCAGCAUGCCAUGCUUGCUCUCGGCGCUCAAGCAAACACCUUCCAUCUGCAUGGCUCGGACACCAUGUACAACUCGCUGUACGACGUUCGCUGGCUGCCCGACGCAAUCUAUGUCACGGAUAUCUUGAUGUCCAGCGCAUUCCACAAUCUGACAACGUUGUGCCUCCACGGACUUCCUCUCAUACCCUGGAUCUUCAUCUCGGUCGCCCUUGAACACCGCGAUACAUUGCGGACAUUGAAACUGCAUGACAUUUUGCUUCAUGGGAGAUCCUGGAGAUUGGCCUUUAUGUAUCUUGGUUCACACUUCCAAGCUCUGGACAGCGUGUAUUUUGAAAAUCUUCGGGCUCAACGUGACCACCGACCUGACCAUGAGGGGGAGUUCUGUCCUCUGAUGUUCGACGGAGCAGCGCGUCAUUACCCAGUGGAAUCUUCUCCGGCAGUCCGCUAUUGUAUGCCACCUCGACCAGACGAUCAUGUGCUGCAAGUCCAGGGAGUACAGCUUGUAAAAGAAAUUUUGUGCAAGCUGGCUGUCGACGACAACUACUACUGCUAUCAUGACGACUGCAGCGAUUGCGCUCUCGACCACGUCGGAUUCGACCACGUCGGAUUAGACCCCAUUUGCGAAACCCUCGCCGACUUUCGGUCUUCGUUCGCGAUACCUGACGGCUCCGAUACGAGCGGGUACGGACAAUUCAUCUCCAGACACUGCCCCAGCUUUCCCGCGAACCUGAGAUCGAGGGUUCAACACUUCCUUGGGUUCCCUAUACCCGACUUCGGCCUACCUAUCGGUCAUGGAUCUAGGUUCUUGAUGUCCGGACUUCAGUACGGCUGGACCAUUUGAGUGAUGGGUGAUGGUUGCAUUGCUUCAUCUCAGCGACGAAGAUGGCUGACGCAUGCCGAGCGGUUUCUGUCGGGUUUGGGCUGGUCAAUACGCAAUAUUGUUUUUCUUUUUGGGCUAUAGGUGUUCAUGCGGCGCAUUUCAGGUAAUAAUGGAAUGGACACUUCCCUU